This is a messenger RNA of Malus domestica (apple), 492 nucleotides long. RefSeq lists its product as uncharacterized. The record is from RefSeq and is a predicted model, not a curated record. Gene Ontology annotation, molecular function: RNA-DNA hybrid ribonuclease activity; nucleic acid binding. Lineage: Eukaryota; Viridiplantae; Streptophyta; Magnoliopsida; Rosales; Rosaceae.
AUGGCCCCAUAUGUUAAAAUUAACUUUGAUGGCUCAGUUACAAACCAGAUGGCAGCAGGGGGGUUCGUGAUUCGAAAUUGGAAAAGUGAGCCUAUUCUGGCGGGGGCAAGGAACAUGGUUUCGGUGUCUAUCAAUGUUCCUGAAGCUCUUGCCCUCCGAGAAGCGUUAAUCUGGGCAACGAGAAGAGGUUGGAAUUAUGUGGAAGUGGAUGGUGACUCAAAGCUAGUCAUUGAUGCGGUUCGAGGCUUUUGUGAUGUUCCUUGGAACUUAAGGUCAAUCAUUGAAGCCAUCAGGUGGUGUGUGGGCUUUUCUCAUGAUAUAAAAUGGAGGCACAUUUUCAAGAAAGCAAAUUUUGUUGUGGAUGCCAUCACGUCGGUGGGGUUCAAGAAAAAGGAACUUUGUAUUUGGGAUGCCUGUAUCCCAACGGAGGCUAACAUGGCUUUUAUAUUUGACUGUAAUGGCUCUAGGUGUAUAAGGGGUUUUUCUCUUUAA